This is a messenger RNA of Trichosporon asahii var. asahii CBS 2479, 1827 nucleotides long. Its product is annotated as general transcriptional repressor. NCBI's taxonomy places the organism in Eukaryota, Fungi, Basidiomycota, Tremellomycetes, Trichosporonales, Trichosporonaceae. The record is from RefSeq and is a predicted model, not a curated record. Bases 1 to 1827 code for a protein of 608 amino acids. Gene Ontology annotation, molecular function: chromatin DNA binding; protein binding; RNA polymerase II cis-regulatory region sequence-specific DNA binding. The transcript has 2 exons. Gene Ontology annotation, biological process: regulation of gene expression.
AUGCCUCCUCAGCCUGAAUCUCGAGUUCCCCACCACAUGCCCGUCCACUCCAACUACCCCCCGACGGGGCCGGCAUACCCUUCCCAACCGCCCCAUCCCAUGCACCACCACCAUCCCCAGCGCCAUGCCUCCAACGGACCUCCUCCGCCAAUGCCUGUCGGUGGACCGCCCCCACCAAUGUCAGUAGGCGGACCUCCUCCAUCGAACAUGGGCCCUCCUCCCGAUGCCGGCGGUCCCCCGCCAGCCCCGGUCUCGAACGGCCACCACGGUGGAACGCCCGGUCCCGUUCACCAAGUGCCGCGCCCUGGUCGGGAGAAGUUUGACGGUCUUAUGAACCAGCUGGCGCAGGCCAACGAGAACACUUGGAUGCUGAUCGGAGCCGUUUCGGAACAGAUGAACGACCAGGAUAGGGCGCUGGCCGCGUUCGAGAACGCUCUGCGUCAUAACCCGAAUUCGAUCCUUGGCCUGAACGCUGUCGCAGACAUCGCCCGCAGCCGAGACAACUUUGACAAGGCGAUCGAGUACUUCCAGCGAAUCCUCAACAUCAAGCAGGACAAUGGCGAUGUCUGGGGAUCGAUGGGUCACUGUCUCCUCAUGAAGGACGACCUGCCCAAGGCUUACACUGCCUACCAGCAGGCGCUGCACUAUCUUCCGAACCCGAAGGAGCCCAAGCUGUGGUACGGCAUCGGUAUAUUGUACGAUCGCUACGGCUCGUUUGAGCACGCUGAGGAGGCGUUCAGCUCGGUGCUCAAGAUGGACCCGGACUUUGAGAAGGCCAACGAGAUCUACUUUAGGCUCGGCAUCAUAUACAAGCACCAGCGCAAGUACUCGGCGUCCCUGGACUGCUUCCGCUACAUCAUCAACAACCCUCCUCGUCCUCUGACUUCCUGGGAUAUCUGGUUCCAGCUCGGCCACGUUUACGAGUUAAACGGCGACUUUACCGCGGCUCGCGACGCCUACCUCCGUGUCCUCGACCACCAGCCCGACCACGCCAAGGUCUUACAGCAGCUCGGCUGGCUGUACCACCAGCCCGGCGCGUCGUUUGCGAACCAGGAGCAGGCCGUCAACUACCUGACGAAGAGUCUGGAGACGGACGCUGCCGACGCUCAGAGCUGGUACCUUUUGGGCCGUGCGCUCAUGGCCGGACAGCGCUACAACAAGGCGUACGAGGCUUAUCAGCAAGCCGUGUACCGCGAGGGCCGCAACCCUUCCUUCUGGUGCUCGAUCGGUGUCCUCUACUUCCAGAUCAACCAGUUCCGUGACGCUUUAGACGCCUAUUCGCGCGCGAUCCGCCUCAACCCCUACAUGUGGCAAGUGUGGUAUAACCUGGGAAGCCUUUAUGAGUCGUGCAACAACCAGAUCACCGACGCGAUCGACGCCUACUCCCGAGCUGCGGAGCUGGAGCCUCACAACGAGCAGAUCGCCCACCGCCUGCAGCUUCUCCAGCGCAACGGCGGAAGCAAUGCGCCGCUUCCUCCCCCUCCUGCGCCCGUUGACGUCCACCCGUCACAGUACAACUCGCACCCGAGCGGCGGCGGUGCGCCCGGCGCCGCUCCUGGUGGACCUGGUGGCGAGUAUGCUGGUCAGCCCAGCCCCGGCGGUUCGCCCCGUCUCGCCCCUGCGCAGAUGCCUCCUGGAGGACCUCCCGGCGAAGGACCCCGCCAGCUCGCCCAGCCUGGUGGCCGCUUGCCCGCUCCUCCUGGCGACUUCCCUCCCCGCGGCGCAGCUGCUGGCGGUCCCGGCGGUGGCCCUCCCUCGCCUGGCGCCGGCCCCUUCCGCGGCGGCAUUGCUCCUCCCCCGCUCAACCACGUUGCUUCCGAUCUUUGA